This is a messenger RNA of Dictyostelium discoideum AX4, 6666 nucleotides long. RefSeq lists its product as hypothetical. Gene Ontology annotation, biological process: termination of RNA polymerase II transcription; mRNA 3'-end processing. The record is from RefSeq and is a predicted model, not a curated record. Gene Ontology annotation, molecular function: mRNA binding; RNA polymerase II complex binding. Bases 1 to 6666 code for a protein of 2221 amino acids. The transcript is spliced from 3 exons. Lineage: Eukaryota; Evosea; Eumycetozoa; Dictyosteliales; Dictyosteliaceae.
AUGGAAACUAAAAUCAAUAGAAAAUUAUUAUAUCCACCAAUUGAUAAUUUCAAUUAUGGAAAUACUCAUCAUAAUAAUAAUAAACAACCAAAUAUAAACCAUGAAGAAAUUCCAUCAGGAAUAACUUCUGAUGGUAAUUAUAGUUGGUUUACAAAAGAAAACGAAAUAUUUUUUUAUGAUUUAAAUAAUGGUAAAAGAAUAACAACAUUUUGUUUUGUUGUUGAAAAUUCAAUUGAGUGUUCAGUUACAGCAGUUGGUGAAAUAAUUGUCGAAGAUCAAAUAUUUAUUGUUGUAGCAUUAAAGGGUGGAAAUAGUACAUCAUUAAAAGUUUUAGAUAUUCAAACUGGUGACACAUUAAAAACAUUGGAUACAACACCAUUAUCAACUAUAACAUACAUUAAACAAUUAUAUAGAGAAUCUAAAUUCUCAAAAGCACAAGCUGAUUUAAUUAGAAAUAUUAAAACUCCAUUAGCAUUAGGUAUUCAAAAUUCUUGUCAAGUUAUAAUAGUUGAUAUUUAUUUUAAUUUAAGAGAACAAUUUUUAUCAUCAAAUCAAUUAAUAUUACAAGAUAUAACAAAUUAUGAUUAUAAACAUUUCUUUAAUAAUAAGACCAAUAAUUUAGUACCAUAUUUUAUUUUAGGUGGUGAUCAAUUAUUUAAUGGAAAUAGUUACAAAUUUGAAUAUCCAGCAGGUAAACAUUCAUCAGAGGGAUAUUUAGUUGAAGAUCGUAAUGGUAUUACACAACAAAAUUUAAAGAGUAAAUUACAACACCAAUAUCCACAACAACAACAGCAACAGCAACAACAACAACAACAACAACAAACCAACCAAUUUACUCAAUUGGAUGUUACAUCGAUUGAAUAUAUCGAGAGUUUAAGAAUGAUAGCAAUUGGCUAUAGCAUUGGAACAUUUCAGUUAUUCUCAAGUAACAACUUCAAAUUGUAUUAUUGUUCACCAGCUAGAGAGGUUGGAUUGCAUUCAAGUGUUAGUCAUUUAGAGAAUAAACAAUCACCAGUCACCAACUUUCUCUAUCAAGAGUUGGAAGAUGAUGAUACAUCAAGUGUUAGUCAUCUAUGGAUUGGUAGAGGUUCAAAGAAUAAUAAAUCUUCAAAUAAUAACAUUUCAAUCAUUUUAUAUAAAUUAGAAUUUGAUUUACAAUUAUCACCAGAUUCAAGUAAAACAAUUAAUAAUUUAAUUUCAUUAACUCAAAAUGUUGAUACACCAAUUGAUAUUACAAAAAUUAAUCAAACUAAUAGUCAAACUAAUCAAUUUGGUGAAAUUUUAUUAAUGUCAUAUCUUUAUCAAAAUAAAGAUUUAAAAUUAAAUAAUGGAAUUAUACCAAAAUCAAAAUCAAUAUUUAUUUAUCAAUUCAUUGAAAAUGGUACAAUUAAAAUUGAAAUUAAAUUAUUUGAUUUAUUUUUAUUAGAAAGACAUGGUAUAAAUUAUAGUUCAAAUUCUCAACAACAUUGGUUACACUCAAUUAAAUUGGAUGAUGAGAAUGGAAACUUUAAAAAUAAUGGUUAUCAUUCAAUUUGGAUUGAUCAACAAUCAGUUUUAAAUAAUGUACUUUAUCAAUUAGAAAAUAAUAAUAGUAAAGUAUUUUUAAGUAAAGAAGAUCAAUAUCAAACUAGUGGUAGUAAUAGUGGUAGUGGUAGUGAUAACUUUGAUGAUAAUUAUGAAAAUUUUGAAGAAAAUAAAUUAAAUUUAACAAUUUAUCAUCCAAAUUUUAAAUUUAAAUUAUUAUCAUUUUCAACUAUUGAUAAUAUAGAUUAUUUAAGUCCAAAAGAGAGAUUAGUAUAUGAAUUAUCGAAUAAGGGUGCAAUUUUAUUUGAAUCAUCAACACUUUUAAAUUCAGUCUAUGUUAAAUUUGUAGAAUCAAAUAUUUUCCCAUUCUAUAAAUCUGAUCAACAACAACAAAGAAAUGAUUUAUUAAUAUUUUCAUUAAAUAAUAAUUUAAUUUCAAUUGUAAAGGAUUACAUUUUAAAUUAUAAAUCAUCAAAUGCAAAAUUAAUAUUGGAAUCGUUUUGGUCACAUUUUCAAACAUUAAAUAGAAAUUUUGGUCUCUCUGAAAUUUAUAGUAAAUUAAAUUCUGAUACACCAAAACUUUUAGAAUUAGUUUAUGUUAAAAUUACAGAUUUAGUUCGUAUUUUUAAAUCAUUAGCUGAUAGAUAUAUUCAAGAGAAUUUAAAUAAAUUAAAUUCAAAUGAUAUGAUAAUUGAUGGUGGUGGUGGUGGUGGUGGUUCUAAUUCAAAUUCAAAUUUAAAUUCAAAUUCCAAUUUAUUACCAGAUACUUUAAAAAUUAAAAUUGAUCAAGCAAUUAAUAUUGCAAGAUUUAUUGAAAUUUUAAAAUGGUCUUUAUAUUUUGGUUUAUUUAAACCAUCAACAUUGAAUGAUAUGGAAUCAGUUAGAAAUUAUACAAUUCAAAAGAGAAAAAUUAUUAAAGAGAAAUUAACAAUUGAAAUGGGUAAUAUUGGUAGAACUAAUCAAUAUCUUUCGGAUAGAUUAUUAAUUGAUUUAUUCUAUUCAAAUAUUGAUUUAUCGUCAUCGACAUCAACAACAACAACAACAACAACAACAACGACUGAUGGUAAUCAAAUAAUGAGUUCUUAUCCACCACAUAAUUCUCAAACUAUGAAAUCAUUCUUUAAAAUUUUUGAAUCAUCUCAACAAUUUACAAAAAAGAUUUCAGUACUAUUCUAUUUAUUAAUAGAUUUAGAAUUAACUGAUCUUAAUGGUGGUAAUGGUAGUAAUGGAAAGAGUUUACAUCAAUCGGAAACUUUAAAAUCAUUCUUUGGUUCUUUCCAUAUCUCUAGUAAUUAUUAUAGUUUUAUUAUGGGUAUUUGGAAAUUAGAUAGUUAUUUAUUAAAAUCACAAGAUCAAAUGAAUAUUGAUGACGAUGAUGAUGAUGAUGAAGAUGCCACCAAUCGUGAAAAUAAUAGUAAUUUAAUUGAUGAAGAUAUUAAAAGUGCAUUUACAUUAUUAAAUUCUUCAAAAGUUACAAAGAAAUAUCUUUAUCCAAUUUUAGCAAGAUUUUAUAGUUUUGGAUUCAAAAAUUAUGCUCAACUUUUAAUGAAAGGUUUUAAUUUCCAACCACAAACUCCAGAUGAAGCUCAGUUAUAUGUUAGAAUUCUUUUAUCAAAUCAUUCAAUUCUAGAGGCAAUCUUAUUCCAACGUAGUUUUAGAAAUCGUUUACAAGAUCAAUUAACAAUCGAUUCAAUUGAAAGAUUAUUAUUUUCAAUAUUUAAUUAUACAUUUAAUUUAAAGAAAUUGGAUUUAAUUUUAAAUAUGUCUCUUGAUGAAAUUGAAGAACAAGUAUUUUUACAUUUCCUUUUCAAAAUGAAAGCUUCAUCUCUAAUCUCUUUAUAUUAUAUUAAAAGAGGUCGUAUUCCUGAAGCUUGUAAAGUUAAUCGUUACUAUCAAUCCACUAGAGUCAAUGGUGAUGUUUUCGAUGGUCAUGAUACUAUCAAUCAUUUAUUAUUAAAUUAUGAACAAUCAUUACCAUUAAUUCAAAGACCAAUUCAUUUUAAUAUUACAAAUGAAUCACAAGAUAAACCAAAACAACAACCACAAUCACAACAACAACAACAACAACCACAACCACAACAAUUUUUAAAUAGUGAAGAAGAUAAUAUACCAUUAUUACCAAAAUCAAUUUCAAAAGUUAAUUUAGUACCACCACAAUCGUUCAUUCAAAAACCAAUUGUAAUGCCAUCACCAAUUCCAAAACUUUAUAAUGAUUCCUUAUAUUUAUCAUCAACUUUAUCAACUGCUCCCAUUUCAAAUUUAGAGAUUCUAACAAAGAAAUCAAAUGAAGAACAACAAGAGAGAUUAUUAAUUCAACAAAGAUUGGCUCAACAAGAAAAAGAAUUACAAGAACAACAAAGAAUUAAAAAAGAAUUUGAAGAUCAACAAGAAAAACUUUUAGAUUUCCAAAGACAACAAGAACUUUUACAACAUCAAAUGGAAGUUCAUUCACAAUUAUUACUACAACAAAAACAACAACAACAACAACAACAGAAACAAAUAAAAGAACAAGAAUAUGAAGAAUAUGAUGAAGAAUAUGAAGAAGAAGAAGAAGAACAAGUUGCAACCUCAAAUAAAUCUUCUCUUGAUAUGAUUUUCCCAACAAUGGUAACUACAACUUCAACUACAACAUCUUCACCAAAUUUAUCAGUUGCUAGUGGUAGUACUCCACAAGGUUCACCAUUAAAAUCUGCACUUAAAAGUGGUGGUUCUGCCAAGAAAACUACAAAUGUUAGAUUUAAAGAUAGUUUAAAUAGAGAAUAUCCAAUUCCAAAAUUAAAGAAAAGAGGUAUGCCUGAUUCUGAUGAUGAUGAUGAUGAUGAUGAUGAAAAUUAUGAUUCUGAUGAUGACGAUGAUGAUGAUGAAGAUUCAGAGUUUGAAGAUAUCUAUAAAAUUGAUUCAAACGAAGAUGAAGAAGAGGAUGAAGAAGAUGAAGAAGAAGAGGAUGAUGAUAGUGCUGUAGUUCAUGACGAUGAUGAAUUAGAUGAUCAACAAGCUUCGCAAGCUCAACAAUUCUUACAAAAUCAAAAACAUCAAAAACUAUUACAACAACAACAACAACAACAACAACAACAACAACAACAACAACAACAACAACAACAACAACAACAACAACAACAACAACAACAACAACAACAACAACAUGAAACUGAUGAUACUGAAGAAGAACUUGAAGAUGAUAUUGUCGAAGAAGAUGAUGAUUCAGAAGAAGAUAGAUUUAAAGAUUUUGAAAGACCAAAACAUGGUGGUAAAGAACCACCAAAAUUCUCUACCUAUUCAGGACUACAACCAUCAAAACAACAACAACAAAAAUUCUUAUCACCUCAAGAUGAUGAUGAUUAUGAUGAAGAAGAUGAAGAAGAUGAUCAAAGUUAUGAUGAUGAUGACGAUGGUGAAGAAGAGGAUGAUGGUAAUUAUAGAGUACCAACUCAACAAUUUAUGAGACAACCAAUCGUAAAUAGUAGUAGUAGUGGUGGCACUCAAGAUGAACCAAUGGAAAUUGGUUCUUCCUCUGAUGAAGAUAAUAGUCAAAUUGUAAAAAAUCAAUAUAAUUAUAAUAAUGAAGAAGAUAAUGAUGAAGAUGAACAAGAGGAUGAUAAUGAAGAAGAGCAAGAAGAAGAUGAAGAAGAGGAAGAAGAUUCACCAAAACAACCAAAAAGAGUAGUAGCUCAUAAACCAUUACCAAAAGUUCAAUUUAAUAAUAAUGAUGAAGAAGAACAACAACAACAACAACAACAACAACAACAACAACAACAACAACAACAACAACAACAACAACAACAACAACAACAACAACAAAAAGAAGAAGAAGAAGAGGAAGAAGAAGAAGAAGAAGAAAAGAAAAUGAAUGAAAGUGAUGAAAGUGGUGGAGAAAUUUCUAAAAAUGAAAAUUCUUCAGAUGACGAUUCUGAUAAUGAUCAAUUUAAUUCACCAUUUACAAACCAAUUUCUAAGUAAAACAAGUGGUAACACAUCUGGUCAAUCAAUUGAUUUUGACCAAGAUGAAAAAUAUUCAACUCCAACCGAUAAAGGUUCAAACAAUAACGAUACCACUGUUGAUAGUGACAUUUUUCAAUCUCAACAAAGUGAUUCAUCAUUCGUUCAAUCUCAAGAAAAUGAGUCAUUAAAAAAAAGUGAUGAAAAUCUAUCAACUUUUAAUGAUUUAAAUAAUUCAAUUCUAUCUAAUAUUAGUAGUCAACAACCACAAGAAGAUGAUGAAAAAUUUCAAGAAUUAGAAGGUGAUACUAAUAAUAAUAAUAAUAAUAAUAAUAAUAAUAAUAAUAAUAAUAAUAAUAAUAAUAAUACUGAUGAGGUAAUGGGAGAUGAAGAAAAGAACGAUAAUCAAAACGUUGAAAUGGAAAAUACUGAACAAGAUAAAAAGGAUUCUCCAUUCCAAGAAAUUGAAGAUGAUGAAAGUAUUAUCAACUCUCAACAAAAAGAAGAAAGUGAUGUUGAGGGUAAAUCAAAUGAUCAAUCCCUUGAAACCUCUAUCCAUCAAAAAGUAGAAGAUAAACAAAUGGAUGACGAUGAUGACGAAAAAAGUAAUAAUCAAAAUGAAGAAAAUGUUCAACCAACCCAAGAAAAACAGGAUGAACAAGAACCAGAGGAACAAGAAGAGCAAGAAAAACAACCAGAAGAAGAAGAAGAAGAAGAAGAAAAAGUAAAAGAAAUAGAACAACAAGAAGAAGAAGAAGAAGAACCAAAAGAAGAACAAUCAGAAGAAGAAGAAGAAGAACAACCUGAAGAAGAGCAACCUGAAGAAGAACAAACAAAAGAAGAACAACCAGGAGAAGAACAACCAGGAGAAGAAGAAGAAGAACCAGAAGAGGAAGAAGAAGAAAAAGAACCAGAAGAGGAGGAAGAAGAAGAAAAAGAAAUGGAAGAAGAUGAAGAAGAAAAAGAAGACGAAGAAGAAGAAAAAGAAGAUACCCCAAAAAAACAACCAAUUGUCCCAAUUUCAACUAGACCAAGUCGUCAAUCAAAAACCGAUGGUAUUGCAAAAACACUAAGCAUUGCUGAAAUGAGAAGAGGUGAAAAAGAUAAAAAAAAACAGCUAGCACCCCAAAAACCAACCUCUAAAUUAAAACCAAAAGUUCAAGCUGCUACCAAACCAAAAAAAACUAAAAAAGCUUCAAAAAAAUAA